Nymphaea colorata (pocket water lily) is the source of this 1218-nucleotide messenger RNA. RefSeq lists its product as uncharacterized. Gene Ontology annotation, cellular component: catalytic step 2 spliceosome. The coding region runs from base 185 to 877 and encodes 230 amino acids. Gene Ontology annotation, molecular function: RNA binding. NCBI's taxonomy places the organism in Eukaryota, Viridiplantae, Streptophyta, Magnoliopsida, Nymphaeales, Nymphaeaceae. Gene Ontology annotation, biological process: mRNA cis splicing, via spliceosome. The transcript has 8 exons. The record is from RefSeq and is a predicted model, not a curated record.
UGCUCAGUCGGUUUCCCGUCCCCCGGCCCUCGCUUUCGUUCCCCUCUCCUCUCCUCCCCCUUCGUCACCCGCAGCUUCGGGACCGCACCGUGAGGCGUGAGACAUCGCCGCCUCUGCCCAAACGGUCACCAUCGCCGCCGCCUCACAUACCCGAGACCGACGCAGCUGAACAACAUUUGCAAGAAUGACAACUGCCGCAAGACCAACCUGGGCUCCAGCAAAGGGUGGUAAUGAGCAAGGGGGAACUCGAAUUUUUGGCCCUUCUCAGAAGUACUCAUCCAGGGACCUCGCCUCACAUACAACUCUAAAGCCACGGAAAGAGGGCCAAGGUACUCAAGAUGAGAUACAAAAGAGGAACCUCAGAGAAGAGCUAGAAGAGCGUGAGAGGAGACAUUUUUCAUCUAAGGACAAGGGCUUCUUUGAGGAUAGAGACAGACGGAGAGGAACGAGUGCUGGCCACUUUCUGGAAGGGCCAAAGCGAGAUGCUGAAGAGAGGCUUGUUCCACGUAAUGUAGAUGCUGACGACUCCGAUGUUGAUGUAAAAAGUGGAGAUGAAAGUGAUGACGAUGACGAUGAUGAUGAUGAUGCUGAAGCACUUAUGGCAGAGCUUGAAAAAAUAAGGAAAGAAAGAGCGGAAGAGAAGCUUAGGAAGGAGCAACAAAAGCGAGAAGAGGAACUGAAGGCCAAAGAAGCAGAGUUGAUCCGUGGGAAUCCUUUGCUUAACCCUACUACUUCUUUCAAUGUCAAACGGAGGUGGGAUGACGAUGUCGUUUUCAAGAAUCAGACUCGUGGUGAAACCAAGACUCCCAAGCGGUUCAUUAACGACACCAUCAGGAACGACUUCCACCGAAAGUUCCUGCAUAAGUACAUGAAGUAACCAGUCAAAUGGACGCGGCUCUACGUCUGAAAGUUUGCUGCAUGGGUUAUCAUAAUCAGUCUUCCUGUUAUCAUGCACUUGGACUCCAGUUUUCUUCUGUAUAUCAAUGUGAAACACGACCAGCGGCAUCCUUCCCCUUGUGUUAUGUUCACUUGUAUCCUAUUAUUGGGAUUGCACCAGUGGUGAUGUGUUCUGGAGAUCUUUUGUGGAUGUAUUCUGGAGAUCUUUUGUGGAUUGGCAACAUGACAGAUAGCCAAUGUACGCAAAACUGAAUAGAUCGUUGCGACCUGAACUGAUGAAUCCUUCUUGUUUGAAUAUCUAAAGAAAGCUUUUAUGAUCAA